Diorhabda carinulata is the source of this 594-nucleotide messenger RNA. RefSeq lists its product as uncharacterized. Bases 1 to 594 code for a protein of 197 amino acids. The transcript has a single exon. NCBI's taxonomy places the organism in Eukaryota, Metazoa, Arthropoda, Insecta, Coleoptera, Chrysomelidae. Gene Ontology annotation, molecular function: DNA binding. The record is from RefSeq and is a predicted model, not a curated record.
AUGGCAUCCAAAAAAAGACAACAGUGGGACGAGCAUGAUAUGCGACAGGCUAUUGAGAACGUACAAGAUCACAGUAUGGGCUUUAAGUUGGCUGCAAAGACCUUCAAUGUUCCCAAAACAACUUUGCGAAGGCGUUUGGCUAAACAGGACAGUUCCAAGGGUAAUUUGGGAGGACGAACCGCAAUUUUCUCUAAAGCCAUCGAAGAGGAGAUUGCAGGAUAUAUUAUUGAUAUGGAAACACGUUUUUUUGGUUUAACCUCUAAAGAUUUGCGGCGGAUGGUAUUCGAAGUAGCCGAAAAAAAUAAAAUAGAGCAUCGUUUCAAUCGUGAAACAAAAAUGGCAGGUUGGAAAUGGGUGAGGGGAUUCCUGAAGCGCAAUCCACGAAUUUCUUUGCGUAGUCCAGAAAGUAUAUCAUUAGCUAGAGCCCAGGCUUUUAACAAGCCUAAUAUUCAAGCCUAUUUCAAUGCACUAUCUAACACUCUGGAGCAGUACAACUUUCCUCCCGAAAAUAUAUUUAAUAUGGAUGAGUCAGGUUUGACUACGGUCCAAAAGAAAUGUCAAAAAAUUUACGCUUCAAAAGGUCGGAAUAUAUAA